AUGGAAGACGAUGGCUCUGCUUCUUCUUCAUCUUCUCGAGAUUUGGAUGUACAGAGCCCUUAUGAUCGUUUGGUUGCUUUAGAUACAAACUCCGUUGAUUCAAAUGAAACUCUUGUGCACUCUACUCUAGAACCGUGUGAUGAGGUAGAUUUCACAUUCCCUGUACAUUACAAUGAAGAAGAGCAUGUGGUGUAUGUCCGGUGCCGUCCUUACCUCAAAGAGUUUAUGGAGAGAGUGUCUUUUGAGAUCAUUAUAUUUACAGCUAGCCAGAGUAUCUACGCCAAGCAGCUUCUGAAUGUGCUUGACCCUAAGAGGAAGCUCUUCGAGUGUACCGUGACUCGUGUGUUUUCUUUGAUGAGAUCUAUAUCAAGGCUGUUGCAUAGUCUCAUUAGUCUGAUCAAAAGAAAGAAAGUGAUGAUGAAAUCGACCUGACAUCAAUAGCCUCAUGAGACCAACAGCCUUGAGAGGAACUCUGCGCUCUCUCGCUUCAAAGCAAACGAGAAAUCUCAAGAGUGGAAAUCUGCUCAAACGAUUUGACGGAAGCACCUGUUGCUUCUCAUUUUAUAGGUCAAAAUGGAAUCUUCACCUGCCGGCAGAGUAUGUUUGUCAAUUUUCAAAAGUGUCUUUAAAUACUCAUGUGUAGUACUCAUGACCUGGUACGAGUGUGGUGAGAAUAUCAAUUUUUUGUUCUCUCUAGAUAACCAGGCUACGUACGAAAACUAUCAUGUAAAAAUAUAUAUUCCGUUCGUAUAGAAUUCAAGGAUGACCAGUUAGAUAGUAG
This is a messenger RNA of Eruca vesicaria subsp. sativa (arugula), 781 nucleotides long. Lineage: Eukaryota; Viridiplantae; Streptophyta; Magnoliopsida; Brassicales; Brassicaceae. The record is from the annotation of a GenBank genome assembly.